This is a messenger RNA of Misgurnus anguillicaudatus (oriental weatherfish), 1330 nucleotides long. Its product is annotated as granzyme K. The record is from RefSeq and is a predicted model, not a curated record. Lineage: Eukaryota; Metazoa; Chordata; Actinopteri; Cypriniformes; Cobitidae. Gene Ontology annotation, molecular function: serine-type endopeptidase activity. Gene Ontology annotation, biological process: proteolysis.
AUGUCUGUAAUAAAAUAGGUUCUAAAAAUAUUAUAUCAUAAUAGUUUGUGAUUAUUCUACAGACAUGAAAUUAAAUUAACUUGUGAAAUUAACUUGUGACAAAGUGCAAAAACAGAUGCACAUGCACACAUAACACAUUGCACGCAUAACAAGUGGGACAAAACACACCCACGCUUACACACCUUUAGACUGUAUGACCACAAAGUAACAGUGUCUUCUUAUGAGCAUUAAACUGCCGUUAUUUCCUCCUUGCUGUUACAUUUGACUUUGUUAGAUCUCGAAGACACAGUUUUUGUGAGACAACACAAUGGAUGUUCACAGCUAUUUGAUUAUUUAUCCUUUUCUGUUGGUCGCAUGUUUCAAAGUUUCAGAUUGCUCUGAAGUGUCUAUUGUUGGAGGAAAAGAUGUGAAAAAACUUGAUCCAUGGAUGGUGUCGAUUCAGAAGGAUGAGCUUCAUGUGUGUGGAGGAAUUCUUAUUAAAGACCAGUGGGUUUUGACUGCUGCUCACUGCAAAGAAGAGCCCAUAGAAUCUGUGACAGUUCUCAUUGGGACUCUGUCUCUGAGUAAAACUAAAGGCUCUCAGCGAGUUGCCAUUCUCAGUUAUGAGCACCCCAAAACAUACAAUGAUCAAACUAAACAGGAUGACAUUAUGCUCAUUAAGUUAAAGAAAAAAGUGAAAGCAAAGCCCAAAAAACUCCCCAAAAAGGAGCAAGACUUUCAACCUGGAACAAAGUGUGUUGUAACAGGUUGGGGAACUAAGGAUGCAAAAGUUUCUCUGGCUUCUGAUAAACUGCAAAUGUUAGAUGUCACCAUUGUGGACCAAAAACUGUGCAACCGUUAUUACAAGGAUGAACUUGUCAUUACAAAUGAUAUGCUGUGUGCAGGAAACACAGAGAAAAACCGAGGCACUUGUCACGGAGAUACCGGUGGACCACUGCAAUGUAAGAAAAACCUUGUUGGAGUCGUUUCAGGGUCGAGGGGAUGUGGUGUUCCUGGGAAACCAACUGUGUACACUUUUCUUUCUAAAAAGCACAUCUUCUGGAUCAACGACGUACUAAAAAAACAAUUCAACAGCACAACUUAUUAGGAACAUAGGGGAUAGUAUAAUAUCUCAUUAGCUGUAAGCAGUCAGGAUAUUGUAUUUACAAAGUGCCUGCUAAUUUUUUUACUUUUUUUUAGUACAGUUUAACAAAUACAAGUAUCUGAUAUUAAAGUAAUACAUUGUGCUUUAUUUUUUUAUUGAUAUCUUCCCUUGAUAUGUAGUUAAUAACUGGAAAUUUUGUUCUUGGUUGUUUGUCUGCUAUAACAUUAAACGCAUUUCACACCAAGA